AUGAAACGAUACCUGUCUGCUCUCUCGCUCGUGUCCGCAUUGAUUCCUACGGUUGUUGGCGGCUUUUUCUGGCCCGAUGUGACCAACGUUUUCUCAUUUGGGGACUCUUAUACGGACACGUACGCGCGACUCACAGAUGGAAAGCUAUCGCCGCCUCAGGACUCGAAAACCACCGCCGGCGGCCCGAUGUGGAUAGAGUAUCUAACGAGCACGUAUAACGUGAGCCAUGUGAAUCUGUUCAACUUCGCCAGCAUCUCAAUCAUCUUUAUCAUCAGUUACGGCGGUGCGGUGACGGACCAGAACAUUAUAGCGCAGUCUUCGUCGGCAACGCAGUCGUUCCGGGACCAGGUCAACAACUUUCUCGAGUACUACGCCAACAACUCGUCUCUGGCUCAAUGGAACAAGAAUAACACUCUCUUCACGAUAUUCUUCGGCAUCAAUGACAUCGGGAAGUCGUUCUACUGGACAAAUGAGACUGUUCACCGCACAAAUGCCCGCGUUCUCGCAUCUUAUUUCGAAGGUCUUUCUUUACUUCGAGAUGCGGGGGCAGCUAGCUUCCUUCUUCUUGAAGUGCCGAACGUGGGCAGAACCCCUGACCUCUUGAAACAAGGCAACAAUGCGACAUUGCAGGCACGAGCUGCUGACGACUAUAACAAGCAGCUUGCAUCCCAUGUGUCGGAAUUCCGACAGAACUCUACGCGUGCGGGUGUAGACGUCAAUAUCAACAUCCACAGUACCAAUGCUUUCUUCGACUUCAUCUUGGACAACUCUGGAAUUCUCGGCUUCGAAAACGUCACUGGAUUGUCAAACGAGGCACAGUACUCGACUGCAACAUACUUCUGGUGGAACAACUUCCAUCCAACUUGGGGCGUUCAUGAGGUUGCUGCUACCACCUUACAUGGACUCUUGACUUCCGUGGUUCUCCUUGGGCAUAACUACCGCGAGCUUACUGUCGCGCAGCAGUGA
Messenger RNA from Punctularia strigosozonata HHB-11173 SS5, 966 nucleotides. RefSeq lists its product as uncharacterized. Lineage: Eukaryota; Fungi; Basidiomycota; Agaricomycetes; Corticiales; Punctulariaceae. The transcript is spliced from 9 exons. Gene Ontology annotation, molecular function: hydrolase activity, acting on ester bonds. The record is from RefSeq and is a predicted model, not a curated record. Bases 1 to 966 code for a protein of 321 amino acids.